Molecule: messenger RNA, 270 nt
Organism: Brugia pahangi
Lineage: Eukaryota; Metazoa; Nematoda; Chromadorea; Rhabditida; Onchocercidae
Source: the annotation of a GenBank genome assembly
AUGGAUAAGCGAGAGACAAUCCUGACAACGACAGUAGUAGUAUUGGUUGGUGUGGGACGUGACGUGGACGUGACGUGGUGUGACGUGAUUAGCUUUCUUCUUCUUGAAGAAAUAUUGUGGAAUGUAUUAGGAGAGAAAAAGACACUGAGUGCUAAAACAAUCGAAUAUAUGAUAAUGUGUUUAGAUACAGAAACACAUUGUUACAACGUUUUUACAACACUGACAUAUACGCUUAUAUUAUAUCUUACUCACUUACUUAACAAAGAUUAA